This is a messenger RNA of Didymodactylos carnosus, 1632 nucleotides long. The record is from the annotation of a GenBank genome assembly. NCBI's taxonomy places the organism in Eukaryota, Metazoa, Rotifera, Eurotatoria, Philodinida, Philodinidae.
AUGCUGGAAAACUUUCUUAGAUUGUGUCUGUUAUUAUUGACGUGUGAGGGUGCAAACUGGAAUGGAUGGAGCCUAAAUGAUAAUAAUGAUCGCUAUCAACGAUCACUGUUACCGUUUAAACUACCUACAGAUAGUCCUAAACCUGUGCAAUUUAAGGAAAAAUGGUUCUAUAAAACGGAUGGACCGGUGACAGCAACUCCAACUAUCUACGAGAAUCGAAUAUAUUUUCCUGAUAACAGCGGUAAGUUGUACAGUCUCACAUUGAAUGGAAAGCUAGAUUGGAAUGUGUCAAUUGGCAAAUUACUUGGUUCUAGUAUUUACAAUUCUCGUACAAGUCCAGUUGUGCACGGUAAUAUGUUAGUUUUGGGCACACAAGCAGGCGUCAUCGCCGACUCAUCAGUAAAUCCAGACGGAGCUAAGUUAUUUGCUGUGAGUCGAGCGAACGGCAAAUUACUAUGGUCAACAACGGUCGAUGAACAUCUAGCCGCUGUGAUAACAACUAGUGCAGUGGUUGUUGGUGAUCGAGCUUUCAUCGGUGUGUCGUCAAAAGAAGAAAAUCUAGCUGAUGAUAAGAACUAUAAAUGUUGCACAUUUCAAGGUUCAGUAGUGGCUGUUAAUGUUACAAGCGGGAAAAUUAUAUGGAAAACGAAAAUGUUGCCAGAUAAUAAGAAUAAGCCAGGUGGCUACGCAGGUUCUGCAGUAUGGGGCAGUUCAUUUCCCGUCGAUCAAAAGCGGAAUCAAAUAUAUGUGGCAACGGGAAAUAACUACAUGUUACCAAAAUCAAUCCAAAAAUGUAUUUCUGGCACAGAAAAGAUUAAGCACUUAUUUGUUGCUGAUCCGUGUCAAGAACGAGACAACUAUGGUCAAUCAGUAAUGGCUAUCGAUAUGAACAGUGGUCAGGUGAGAUGGGUCGAAUCACUAGGACCAAUUAACGCAUUUACGGCCAGUUGUUUAGCUCUCGGAGCGUCAAAAACAUCGGCUAUUAACUGUCCCAAAAAUCCAGGUCCCGACUAUGAUUUUGGUCAAGCACCAAUUCUAAAACGACAUAUUCCGUACAAAUUUGGUGGUGAAAAACGUGAUCAGAUAUACGUUGGUCAAAAAUCUGGCCAAGCGUACGCAUUUGAUGCUGAAACGGGGUAUUUAAUCUGGACAACGGUGGGUGGACCGGGUAGCGCUGUUGGUGGAAUGGAAUUUGGAUCGACCGCUGACGAUGAUUACUUUUAUGUAGGUAACAACAACGCAGAUUUGAAGCAAUAUACACUACCUAAUGGAAGAAAGACGCGCGCACCUAGCUGGUCAUCAAUCAGCUUGAAAACUGGAAAAAUACGCUGGACAACAACCGAUCCCCAGGGCUUGAAUGGCAGUGCGUUUGCGCCACUCACUAUUUGGGAUCAGCUUGUUCUGGUUCAAGGCGGUACCCAACCGUUAUCGAUUCGAAUGCAAGGGGAUUCGAAUUUUACACGCGGGUGUUUAUAUGGUUUAAGAAAGGAUGACGGGCACAUUUUAUAUGAAAAGUGUAUUGACAAUAAAAUUGGUGGUGGUGCAUCAGUGGUAGACAAAAUAAUAUACUUGGGCAGUGGCUAUCAACUGACAACAUCAUCCGGCGGACUGUAUGCACUUGAGUUACCUUGA